CCGACAUUCGCACGCACCGCUUGGCUGCCAUCGUCCAGUCCGUCGUGCUGAAUAGUUUCAAGAGGGAUUUGUCAGAAUGGGAGAAAUUGCUGGGUAUAUUCGACGACGAGGACUGGUUCCGCUCCGUGCUCGGCAUUGACAACAAUGAUCGGACGCGGCGGCCAUCGGCACAACAAGUUUACGAGUGUGCAUGUGUGGGUGUUGUGACCACUUUCCUCGAGCAGUGCACCGCCCGGAGUCCAAAUCAAACGGAGCGAGAGCUGGACUUCGACACGCUUAACAAGGUAUACGCAUUCACCGGGGUGAUUCCGCCCGAAUUGCAACGGCGAUUCGCCAACGCCGUCUCUGCAUUCAUCCGCAAAUAUCCAGAGAAUUGUUUUGCAGAUGGGAGUCAACUCAGCUCGGUGCUUUUUUGGGCCGUCGUCAAGGGGUGGAUGCACGAUGCGGAUGCACUACGCGUCGUGGACACAGCUGUGUCGAAGGUGCAGACGGACAAUCAGCAGAGAUCACACCGGGACCGUGCUCAAGCGCUCCGGGGAUGUAUACAGAACGGGCUCCGUCCCGAGAACAUUCCUGCCGAGUCUGUCCUGCUCGUGAAUGACUGGGUGUGGGAGGAACACGACAGAGGGUGUCAUUUUCCAUUGAUUUAGCCUACAAUCCAUGUAUUCGGUAUGUUCAACGAGAUCCUU
Mycena citricolor is the source of this 689-nucleotide messenger RNA. NCBI's taxonomy places the organism in Eukaryota, Fungi, Basidiomycota, Agaricomycetes, Agaricales, Mycenaceae. The record is from the annotation of a GenBank genome assembly.